ACGUAGUUUGUAUGUUUCUGUCUGUUGUUUGGUCGCGACCUCAGCCACUAAAGAUUCUUCAAUGUGAACUAAAAUACCUUUACGCUCUAUGGCAACAUGGGCUCGGAAUGGGUUAAGAAAGUCUGUCCGUGUAGCAGCAUUGAAAUCGAAGAUGAUGAGACUGUAAUCCCACACGAACGAACUCCUCUGAUUAUUCCAAAUGAGCCUGUUGACUUCGGCUAUUGCCUGCUCGCAUUCCUUUUAACCUUUUUGUUUGUGGGUGCUAGCAUUGGAACAUAUUUACUAAUCCGAGAAGUGAAUUUACAAUCUGCUUAUCGCUCUCAUUUGGUAUUGAGAGAUGAUUGGUCAACGGUGGAACCUAACGGACCAGUCAGACAUAUCAUAAGUCCCGUAAAAGAGAUACUGUUGUUAGAAACUUACAAUACAACUUGCAUCGAUAAAGAGUCUUGCGAGGAGGCGAUCAGGAAUUUGCAAAAGGAUCAUAUGCGCAAUGGAACGGACAUAAACUACAGCUUUUUGAUCGGAGGAGACGGACGGAUCUACGAGGGUUUAGGCUGGUACAUGACUAGAUCAAGUAACAUGACUGUGGCCACUAUAGCCCUAUUAGGUUCUUUCAGUGACUUUGAUCCCACGUUUGACCAGAAAGAAAAGCUUAAGGAUCUGCUCCAUAAUGCGAUAAAAAAAUCAUUAUUAUCCUACUGCUAUUCCGUUUUUAUACGUUAUGAUCAUAUGGAAAGCUUCGAAAAUAUUGUUAAUCUUGCGGUCGAACUAGAAAAGGAGAGAAAAAAUGACUGCUAACCUUUCAAUGCGGAAGAUAUUAGUUACUAAUGUUCCUAUUAUUAUUACUAUUACCACAAUUAUGUUUGCACGUUUUUAAAAUAAUAUAUAUAUAUAUGUUUA
This is a messenger RNA of Nicrophorus vespilloides, 900 nucleotides long. Its product is annotated as peptidoglycan-recognition protein SB2-like. The record is from RefSeq and is a predicted model, not a curated record. The coding region runs from base 97 to 798 and encodes 233 amino acids. The transcript is spliced from 4 exons. NCBI's taxonomy places the organism in Eukaryota, Metazoa, Arthropoda, Insecta, Coleoptera, Silphidae. Gene Ontology annotation, molecular function: zinc ion binding; N-acetylmuramoyl-L-alanine amidase activity. Gene Ontology annotation, biological process: peptidoglycan catabolic process.